Molecule: messenger RNA, 2997 nt
Organism: Alosa alosa (allis shad)
Lineage: Eukaryota; Metazoa; Chordata; Actinopteri; Clupeiformes; Clupeidae
Product: zinc finger protein 501-like
Exons: 11
Coding region: 163-1599 (478 amino acids)
Biological process (GO): regulation of transcription by RNA polymerase II
Cellular component (GO): nucleus
Molecular function (GO): RNA polymerase II cis-regulatory region sequence-specific DNA binding; DNA-binding transcription activator activity, RNA polymerase II-specific
Source: RefSeq, a predicted model, not a curated record
CUUCAAUGUUUUGGAUUCGCGGCUGGUGUUUUCUCUGGUUCUUUUCAAGUUAUUAGUUAAUAAGAUAUUAUUGCAAGUGACGAAGCGGAUUCGAAUCGCAUGAGAAAAGUAGGCUAUGUUUUAAAGGCAUAAGAUAAACAGGUCGUUCACAUACAUUUGACCAUGGAUGACAAGGUGACGCCUGACAUGGAGGCUCUGGAGUUGAGGUUGCAGGAGGGUGAAGUGGACUCCCAGCAGGUACUGGAGCAUCAAGUGAAGGCCAACCGGCUCCUGAGACAACAACUUGACGACCUUCAAAAGAGACUGGAUGAGAAAGAGAACCAAUUAAUUGAAGCAAACGAGAUCAUCAGGGCCCUGAGGGAUGAGGUGCAGACACUACAUAGACAGCUGAUGCAACAGACAUCACAUCAACAGCUGGAGCAGCAGACAUUGCAUCAACAGCUGGAGCAGCAGACACCGCAUCAACAGCUGGAGCAACAGACACCGCAUCAACAGCUGGAGCAGCAGACACCGCAUCAACAGCUGGAGCAACAGACACCGCAUCAACACCUGGAGCAGCAGAGACGGCUGAAGCUCACCCGUCAAAGCACAGUCGCCCUCUCACCACCAAAGAGGAGAGCACCACACAAAUUUGUGACCUUCAGAGUUUGUCUCCUCUCUGAUCCUCAUAUGCAUAUAUUGUCCCGACAAAAGGGGAAUGCCUCCAGAAAAAUCAAGGUGCCGACGUCUUUGUCUGCCAAGGAGUUCCACAGUUUCCUCAGAGGUGCGUUUCCUAGAUUGGGCAACACUGAUUUCCAGUUUGUGAAGGUAGAUGGCCACAGAAGAAUUAAAACACUUCAAGUUUCUCCAGUGACCCCAUCUGUGUUGAAAACCAGCGGAGAGCUUGGACGCUCAGCCCUGUAUAUUCUCCCAAAGGAAAUACUGGGAAAGGAUGUUUGGAACCCCAAAAAAGGAGUCAUAAUGCACAGGAGACCCAUACACCCCCUAGUGUCCAGGUUACUGUGCAGACAGAUGCUGCUUUACAGGUUGGAAAUGGUGACUCCCAUGAAACCAUGGAUACAGCAGAUGCUGAUACCAGUUCUAAUGCCUCAGAUUGCCAUAGCGAUCCCGAUCCUGAUGAGCCAGAGUCUGGUAGCUCAGGACACAGAAAGGUCACCACAAAGGUCACACAAGGACCAGGAUGUUCCAUCACAGAGCCCUCAGCUGAGACCUCCAUUAGAAACCAGUAAGGACCAGGAUGUUGCAUCACAGACCGCACAGCUGAGACCUCUAUUAGAAACCAACAACGACCAGGAUGUUACAUCACAGACCCCACAGACACCUCAGCUAAGACCUCCAUUAGAAACCAACUGUGCCCUCAAGACUUCGGUGUAUUCAAGCCCAGCAAACCUCCUCCUCAUUUGCACCUCAGAGGACGAUCCAGAAGACCGCCCAGUGUCUGAUGUUGCAGAGGGACCAUCCCAGCAGGUGCCCUUGCAUGUGGUGUCAGUGAAUCUUGAAGACUGCCGUGGAAUGCUGGGGCCCGAUGGAGUUUAUAAGAUACAAACAGAAAACGGGGACCACGGUGAUGAAGGCAGCUCUGACUACGAUCAACGAUGAUGAUGAUGAUUAUGAUGAUGGAGACGGUGACUAUGACCCCACAACUGAAGGCUUGGACUCCUGUUCUGAUGAUGGAGACACCGCAUGUGCACCCGAGGAGCAAAGAAGAGAUGGACAGACAGAACAGACAGAGUUGGAACAGAAGCUGCAUUCCUGCAGUGAGUGUAGUAGGACCUUUUUCAAACUGAACUCCCUGAGAGCUCACCAAAGAAGAUAUCAUAAAAAGACGUCGCCUUCUCACAGUCCCUGUGAGUCUAGAGCACGAGGACCAAGGAAGACUCGUAAAUCCAAAGGCAAGACAGGCGAGAGAAAAACUGACCGUGUCAAGUCUCAUGAGUGCAGGGAUUGUGGAAAGGCAUUUUCGUUCCCAAGCCAGCUCUCUGUUCACCAGAGAGUGCAUACCAGAAAAAAUCCGUCCGCUACUGCCGUGUUGGAAAGCACAGAGUCAUCCAACAGGCCAUCGCCUAGCAAGAAAAGUCUCAAGAGUGCCCAGAAGAGUGUAAAGAGUGUGGCAAAAUGCUUUCAAACACAGGGAAUCUCAAUCUUCACCAAAGAAUCCACACAGGAGAAAGACCUUAUGCAUGCACAGAGUGUAACAAAGCUUUUGCACAGUUAGGUAACUUGCGUGAACACCAAAGAAGGCAUACGCAGGAUAGACCAUAUCAGUGCUCCAUUUGCCCAAAGACAUAUAGAACAAAAUCAUUCUUAAAAAUACACAUACGUUCACAUACGGGGGAAAGACCAUAUUCUUGCACCCAGUGCACAAAGAGUUUUCCUAGUCCAGCUGCCCUAAGAAGUCAUCAGCUCAGUCAUACAGAAGAGAGGCCUUAUCUGUGUUUGUUGUGUGGGAGUAGAUUCAAAAGUACAAACGCCCUUAAUAGCCACGAGGCAACACAUACAGCAGUCAAAUCUCAUCCCUGUACACAUUGCAACAAGACUUUCACAACUAAUGCCAUUCUGAAAACACACUUAAGAACUCACGCAGGUGAGAAACCAUAUAAAUGCUCUGAGUGUAAGAACAGUUUUACUCGUUUAUCAAAUCUUAUAAAGCAUAAACUGCGACACACAGGUGAAAAGCCUCACCUUUGCUCCGUUUGCGGGAAGGCUUUUGCUCGCCAAGAUGCUCUGAAGACACACCAGAGGGUUCACACUGGAGAGAAACCUUACCAGUGCACCAACUGUGGGGAGAGGUUUAGCUACAUACAGAGCCUGCAGUUACACCAGAAGAGGGAGCACACCAUCGGGUAGUCUCACAAGUGUUCACAAUGUGGGGACAGUUUUGAAAUAGGACAGGAAUUCAAAUCACAUGAACGUGUUCAAAGAGUAAGUGGACAUACUCUGGCCUUUGGUGUAAAUUACAUUACAAGAGUCCGUUGGCCAGGAGUGGACCAAUUGUGC